This is a messenger RNA of Archocentrus centrarchus (flier cichlid), 4757 nucleotides long. RefSeq names its product caveolae-associated protein 2-like. The transcript is spliced from 2 exons. Lineage: Eukaryota; Metazoa; Chordata; Actinopteri; Cichliformes; Cichlidae. Bases 151 to 1557 code for a protein of 468 amino acids. Gene Ontology annotation, cellular component: caveola; cytoplasm. The record is from RefSeq and is a predicted model, not a curated record. Gene Ontology annotation, molecular function: protein kinase C binding.
UUUACGCCUAUCCUCAGUUCACAGCUGCAACAAGUGGCAGCAGCGUCUGAGAGUUUGCAAAAGAAAAAAAAAAAAAGAAAACCCUGCUGAACUUUAUUGUGUGUAUUUCAGAUACGCAAUUACAGCGGGACAGUCGACCACCUGUGAGCCAUGGAAGAAGAAGCGCCCCUCGCCGAGCCCAGCAGCAGCAGCGUCUCUGACAGUACCCCCGCCGUCCCCCAAGAGCAGCCAGAAAACCCGGAGCUCCUCAUCCCGAGUUUCAGCCCGUCGUCCGCUCCGUCCUCCCCGACCCCGACUGGUACCCUCUCCAGGCUGGGUUUUAAAAUGCCAACCAGCUCGGGCGCGGUCGCGCCGGGCAGCCCGGUGGACCGAGGCCAGGUGAGCGCCAUAACGGUGGUGGCAUUGCUGGACAAGCUGGUGAACAUGAUGGAGGCGGUGCAGGACAACCAGCAGCGGAUGGAGCAGCGGCAGGCCGACCUGGAGAGCGCGGUGCGGAACGUGCAGGGCGACGUGACCCGCCUGUCCAAGAACCACAUCAGCACCUCCAACAGCGUCAGCAAGCUGCUGGAGCGCUCGCGCAAAACCAGCGGGCACUUAAAGGAAGUGAAGGAGCGCCUGGACAAGCAGGCGGUCCAGGUGAAGAAGCUGGAGGCCAACCACAGCCACCUGCUGAAGAGGAACCACUUCAAAGUGCUCAUCUUCCAGGAAGACAAUGAGAUUCCUACCACUGUGUCAGUCAAGGACUCCCUCAAGACCCCACAACCAAGCCAGUAUGAUGCAGAAUCCACCCGGCCUACUUCAUCUGUUGCAGGUUCUAUUGAUGGUGGGGGUCUCCAGACCGUUAGCCUGUCUUCCGAAGAGGAUGACGAGCUUCCGACACAUCACGAGGAAGAAGAUACGCUGGAGAGUGAGGCUUUAGGGGCCACUUCCCAAGCAUUUGAGAGAAGGGCUGACAAGUUCAAACGUACUAGCCUGAAGAAGGUCGAUAGCCUCAAGAAGGCCUUCUCACGCCAGAGCAUUGAGAAGAAGAUGAACCAGAUCACCACCAAGAUUGUGCCACCAGAGAAACGUGAGAAGAUCAAGAAAAGCCUCACUCCUAACCACCCCAAGAGCCCGACUGCCAAGUCCUCCUCUUUUAAGGUGGCUCCCAUGACCUUCAACGUCAAGAAGGUCAGAGAUGACGAGACCCACUCACAAGACACAGGCAAACCUGGGGAAGGAACCCAUGUAGAGAUUCCUCCUUUGGGAAGCAUGGAUGGUGAGCUCAACCUGGCAGAAGUGCAUACCCAGGAAAGGGUUGUGGAGGAGAUACUCAGCCCUUCCUCCCCAGAAAGCAUCAAGGCAGAGCUCAAUGGAAAGGCACCAAGCACUGAGUGCGAGAUUAAUGGUGAGCAUGUUGCUGGUCUGGCAGUUCCAGAGCAUGAUGAAGAUCUUGGUGUGGAUGAUGAAGAAGAAGAUGAAGAAGAAGAAAGAAAAGAGGAACAGAAAAGCCCCGUUGAGACAGCAGCAGAUGCCCAGAUUACUGCGGCGGGAGUUGCUGUGGAGCAAGUGUCUUAAUAUGAUUUUUAAUUUUGAUCAGAAGUCCUAGUUUCCCAUUUAAUCAUUUCUUUCUGUGAUUACUGAACACACAGCAGGCACGAAUUAUCCUUCCACUGUAAACGGUCUUGUGUUCUUGUCUUUAGCAUCUAUUUACGCUAGAAAAGUUAUCUUGACCUCUUAAGGUAGUCCAUCCCUAAACCGUUCCUACAGCACGACCUUUAAUUAUCACCAGCAGAGUUGAAAACACCUGACAAUGGUCUCCAUUAGCCACUAACCCUUGACAGUCCACCUCAUGACGAGUUCAGAUUGACGCUUCUAGUGCAGCUGCUUCAUGAACCCUGUAGUUGGGUUGUCCAAAUAAGGCAACGUUGUAGAACUUUCUUCAGCUGGUACCUACCACUUCAAUAGGUGCACAUCUCCCGGGCACUGGACCAAAUAUCUCCCUCCUGCUGUGUUUGUCUGCUCCUGGCCCACUCUUCCUCACUGACAGAUAGCCUCUUUUGUUCUUUGUGUUUUUGUGAAAAAUAGUAAAUCUUUGCCAACAGUGGUUCUGCCCACAGCCUGUUGAGGCAGUGUGUUGCCAGGUUGUGCAAUAGUUGGAAUGGGACGUUUCAGCAUUUUUAGUGAAAAGGUCUUGGUGAUUUUAAGUAGUGGACUAGAGACUGUUCACUGAAUUCUUAGGCCUGCGCUGAAUAAGCCCUGAUCUAAACUAACAGGUGACUUCGGUAGUCUGAGUGGCUCUUAUCUUGUCUCCUAUCCUUCACUUCCACUUUUGACAUUGCAUGUUAAUCCCAUAAUGAGAUCCACUUUUGUCAUUCCUGACAAUUUUAUCGAUUACCUACCUGGAACACUGUAUGAAUAACAUAUGACUGCCAUUUGACUUCUAACAAUUAGGUCUUGCAUCGCAUGGAUAUAAACUGUAAUAGAUACAGUUUGAAACAGAACAUGAGAUUUUUAAAAAUUGUGGUUAUUAGGUAGGAUUAUAUUUGAGUUCAGUUGUAUUGCUACAGGAUAGAAGCUGCUCUAAAUGCAGAAGAAAUAUGGUUUUAAUAUUGAGAUACUAAAUGUCUAUUUUGGAGAAAUUAUUGUAUUUUUCUAUGUGAGGCACACUACUUCCAGCUUAAUCAUAAAAUAGUACAUUAAUUAUGUGAUGACUUCCUUCAGUACAUGCAGUAAAUGUUGUCUUUGUUUUUUGUCAUUAUCUGAGACUUGGAUGAUUCUAAAUUGUAUUUCUUGCAGGUGUUCAUAACUUGCAUAGUGAAAUGUUUACUGGGAUUCAUAUGUUUAAGGCACAAUUAUUGUCUUUCAUCACUAAAGCCCAUCUGCCUUGAUGCUGCACAGAUAUUCACCUACAGUGCCUUUACCGUGCACAGGCUGGUAUGAGUAACUGAGUGCCAGUAGGUUUUUUUUUGUGUGUUUUGUUUUUGUAUAUAAGAGUGAUAGUAAAACAUGCCUUAAAUCUUUUUUUUUUUCUGAAAAUUUCCUUAGUUUCAUUUUAAAGGAGAGGCAAACACAUCAACUUUGUGUUUGAAAGUCAUUCCUACAAGUUCCUAUAAAGUGACCCUCCUCUUGUUGCUCUUCCUUUUGAGCUUUUACCAGGCUGCCCAAUGCCAUGACUUCCUAAAAAUAAUUUAGCAAGUCCUACGAAGUGCAGUGGAUCCACUGAGGUCACAGAAGUGGAUAAAGGCAGAAGACAGCAUUCCUAGCUUUGACGGAUGACUCCUUCUCGGCCCAUUUUUCAUGCUCUCGGCCUCCUUAUUGAGAGGGUGCAGAGAGGAAGAGUUUAGGUGGAGCCACAGGUGUUGUGCCUGGUAGAGGCUCCUGGGCAUGAGCUCAUGGAGAGUGAGCUCGAGUUGUUGGAAAGGAUGCUCAAGUUGCCCUUGAUUUAGGUAUAUGUGCAUCUUGGCAGGAAGGUUGUUAGAUUGUAGGAAUCACAUCUGUUGAACUACUGAUUGAAGCAGUUAAUAUGCUUUAAGAUUCAAAAUGUCAAAAUAUACCCCCCCCCCAAAAAAAACAAAAAGGAAGCUAUACAAUAAAAAUAGAUUUAUUGAAAAUGUGGACACAUUGCUGAUUCUAAUAAUGGUGCUUGAGAAUGCCCAAAAGUACUAACUUAAGUUAUAAAAGUUCUUUAGAUGACCUGCUCCUACAUGGAUCUGCUAUUAAAAAAUGCGUCCUGCAUUUGGGUCCAACCCUGCCUGCCACACUUUUAUUCAGUCUGUAUGUUGUUGUGAAAAAAUGUCUUGUUUUAAGUUCAUUUGUGUGAAAUCACUGGGAAUAAUUAACAUGGGAAAUGAACAGCAAUAUAACAAAUCAUAUGUGUACAUAUGGAGAAUUUACUGAUAAUAGCAUAGCCACAUAGACUGCUGUUUACACCUUACUGUCCACCAUUUAAACUGCAAGUAAACAAAUAAAAAUUGUCAUUGUCUAAGGGUAUUCGUGGCUCUGUUUUUGUGCAGUCAUUGUGAAUCUGCCCUGCAGCUUUUUUUUUUUUUUGCGUUUCAGAGCAUUUUUUUUUUUUUUUUUUUAAGUCAAAAGGUUUGUAGGUUGAAGUAAAAGUGAAGAAUUUAUCUUUCACUUAAGCUCAAAGACAAAUCGAAGCCCCUGCAAACACAGCACAUUCAGUACAACAGUAUUUGGCAAAGUGCUUUGUGUUACAGCAACUCUACCAGUUUAUUGAAUAAGAAAUGCAUAAAGCAAUUGGAUAUACAUGCUUUUGAACAACUUAAAUGUACUUAACCUUUUUUUUUUUUUUCUUGAUUUUUCAUUCUUUGUAAAAAAUCACCCAAGUGAAAAUGGAUUGAACAGUAGGUUUACAUGUACUUUCUGUUUGUUCAUCCAAAUGUGUUACUCGAUAUCUUGGUCUAAUGUUUUUAAAAAAAAAAAAAAAAAAGUAUUCCACGUGUAUUUGUUAAGAAGUUUUCUUUUCUUUUCUUUUGAAAUCGUCUUGUUAAAUCUGAAUCAUAUACGAUGACCACAGUUUGCUGAACACCUUGGAAAUUGUCAGGUAGUGAUCUUGUGUUUAACAUCAUCUUUGUUUCUGCUUCUUAGCCUGUUGAGUUAGUUAACCACUUAAACCAAAGACGUUUCCUUCAUGUCAGAAGAUUACUCACCACUUGAGUGCUUAAAUGUGCUCCCCUCACACAUCUUGUAAACAUGCUGACCUUUCCUUUGCAGACUUUAGUAUUGUAUAUGCCAAUAAACGUUUUAUUACACUGAAA